Messenger RNA from Neurospora tetraspora, 1410 nucleotides. RefSeq lists its product as uncharacterized. The record is from RefSeq and is a predicted model, not a curated record. NCBI's taxonomy places the organism in Eukaryota, Fungi, Ascomycota, Sordariomycetes, Sordariales, Sordariaceae. The transcript has a single exon. Bases 35 to 931 code for a protein of 298 amino acids.
GGUACCGCCCCACCCUUUGCACCAACAAGUGCUUAUGAAUCGGGAGCCGAUAGUGACUGAAAAGCUCGAGCAACACUUAGUAUGGGGAGGAGGCAGGGUGUUUCUGAAGCCUGUCAGCAAGUUUUUGUUUACGAGGGAGUUUUGGACAAGGGAGUUGACAUGUAAAGGCGAGGGGGGCUGUCGAGGAGCAGUGGUGGCGCUGAGUGAUGGGGAACGGGAAAGAGACCGGGAAGCAAACGACAAAGCACAAAAGAAGGAUGACGCGGGGGUAUGCAAACGAUGCGAAAGCCGGCAAGCAGCGCUUGGGUUUUUGUUCAGUUAUGUUGGUCUGGUGCAAAGGGAGAGCGACUUUGAUCUCGCCACUGUCAAGGGCCUCCUCCCGCGCGAAGUAACCUGGGAUCAAUGGCGUCUCUUCGUGGACGAGCUGCUCGCCUCGCCAGACGCGAUAUACAAGAACAUCGCCAUUCGGUUCAUCUACGGCGAAUUACGACUGAACCGACUUAACCUCAUUUACAUGUUCACGCGGGGGCCUUUGUCGCUGGGGUUCAUGGCUAUAUGGACUUCGUACAGGCAGUUUGUCGUGCAAAACGGCGCGUGGGUUAUAGGCGGGACGGCGUGGAUUGUGGUGGUUCUGUCGGGGAUGCAGGUCGGGUUGGAUACCGCACUUGGGGAAGAGGAGGCAUUUAAGAGGGCGAGUUAUGGGUUUGCGGUGUUUUCGAUCUUGGGGCCGAUUAGUGCCAUGGUGCUGAUUUUUACGUACAUGGUGGUGUUGUUUGUGUGGAAUUUGGUGAGGACGAGGAGGUUUGAAGUCCAGAGGAGCCAGAGGCUCGGAAGGACCUGGAGUGGGUUGCAUCUGGAGACCGGGAGGUCGGGGACGGGGACGGGGAUGGAGACGCUGAGGAGAGGGAGGACGGGGGACAUGGAGGUGUGAGGGAGUAAGUGGUUGGGCUGAUGGAUGUACAAGAUGGAAUCCCGCGUCAGCGGGUUGAUUGUCUUAGUGCUGAAGAUCCCGAUGGCUCGGGCGGUGCGACGGAGACAGAGUGUUAGUGGUAAUUCACCAUCUGUUUACCUUGCCCAUUUUUACAGUUUCUGUUAACUGCCUAUUUGUCACUUGUGGCUCUACCUGCAGUGCUGGGAACCAACGGAUACUAAACGGCUUUGAACAAAUAACUUCAAAGCACGCGCGUCGAGACUGCUUUUCCCUUACACGUGUUCAAUUGUCCAACUUCGUCAUUAGAAGUAUUUCUCACGCGGCAAGACGGAUAAUGUAAUCGUUACACUACAAUCGUAGAGCCAUGUCGAAAUCCUCCGACACGUGACUCUUGGACCAGAACUUCUCGUAGCCAUCUUCAUCCUCGUACGAGACUUGCUGGAUGGCAGACCAACGAAGAAUGGCGUUGUAACCAACGA